CCCGCCGGCGCGGCCCCCCGGCCGGCAGGAUGCUGCCCUCGCAGGAGGCCUCCAAGCUCUACCAUGACAACUACAUGCGGAACUCGCGCGCCAUCGGCGUGCUCUGGGCCAUCUUCACCAUCUGCUUCGCCAUCAUCAACGUGGUGGUCUUCAUCCAGCCCUACUGGGUGGGCGACAGCGUCAACACGCCCAAGCCCGGCUACUUCGGGCUCUUCCACUACUGCGUGGGCAGCGGGCUGGCGGGCCGCGAGCUCUCGUGCCGCGGCUCCUUCACCGACUUCAGCACCAUCCCCUCGGGCGCCUUCCAGGCCGCCGCCUUCUUCGUGCUGCUCUCCAUGGUGCUGAUCCUGGGCUGCAUCACCUGCUUCGCGCUCUUCUUCUUCUGCAACACCGCCACCGUCUACAAGAUCUGCGCCUGGAUGCAGCUGCUCGCAGCACUCUGCCUGGUGCUGGGCUGCAUGAUCUUCCCCGACGGCUGGGACGCAGAGACCAUCCGGGACAUGUGCGGGGAGAAGACGGGCAAGUACUCCCUGGGCGACUGCUCCGUGCGCUGGGCGUACAUCCUGGCCAUCAUCGGCAUCCUCAACGCCCUCAUCCUCUCCUUCCUGGCCUUCGUCCUCGGCAACCGGCAGAACGACCUGCUGCACGAGGAGCUCAAGACAGAGAGCAAAGAUUUUGUCGGCACUGCGCGGAUAUAGGGCUGAGCGGCCGCGGCAGGACCCCCGCCCCCCGCCCGGCGGCACAGGCGCCCCCUCCCCGUCCUGCCCGCCGCCGGCCCGGCCGCCCACCCGCUGCCUCCACGUCUGCGCGCCCGCCGGCACCGCCGCCCCAUGCACCCCGCCAGCUCCGCACCCCCCGCUGCCCGCGGGCUGCCGCCGCCGCCGCGCGAGGACGCCCCCGACCCGCUUCGUCCGCAAACAGCAUCCAACUGCGGUUUCGUUCGGAGGAAAAAAAACAUUCUCAGAGUUUUUAACAGAUUUCUACAUCCCCCGGACUCCAGAGCUGCCGCCUGUCGCCCGCCUGCCCGCCGCUGCCCCAGCACCCUCCCCGCUCCCAUUUUGUACAGCUCCGUGGUCCUGUCUCCACGCCGGGGCGCCCCGCGGCUGGCACGGGGCCGGCCUGUACUUUUACGUGUGAAUUCAUAUUCUCUAAACAGGGUAAAGUGACUUGAGCCCCCCCCGCCCUGUGCCGCCCGGGCAGCGGCCCCGGCACCUCGCAGCCGGGCCGCGUGCGGGGGCCGCUGGCGCCCGGCCGGGCCCCGGUAAGCGCCGAAAGCGCCGCCGCCGCCUUCCCUCCCCGAACGGUGCUUUAUCUCCGCCGGUGGCAGCCGGGCUCCCCGCGGCCUCCGGCCACGGCUCUGCUGGCCGCGGCGCCCGCAGCAGCAGCAGCCCUGGUGAUGCAAUAACGCCCGCGGUGCCGCGGCGAGCUGCGGGGGGCCGGGGGGCCGCGGCGCGGGGCGCCGGCCGGGGCUGGCCGCGGAGGCUCAG
Rhea pennata is the source of this 1487-nucleotide messenger RNA. It is a transcript of the gene LHFPL4, whose product is annotated as LHFPL tetraspan subfamily member 4. Gene Ontology annotation, molecular function: GABA receptor binding. Gene Ontology annotation, biological process: sensory perception of sound; gamma-aminobutyric acid receptor clustering. Gene Ontology annotation, cellular component: inhibitory synapse; postsynaptic membrane; plasma membrane. The transcript is spliced from 4 exons. The record is from RefSeq and is a predicted model, not a curated record. NCBI's taxonomy places the organism in Eukaryota, Metazoa, Chordata, Aves, Rheiformes, Rheidae. The coding region runs from base 30 to 698 and encodes 222 amino acids.